Messenger RNA from Funneliformis mosseae, 120 nucleotides. NCBI's taxonomy places the organism in Eukaryota, Fungi, Glomeromycota, Glomeromycetes, Glomerales, Glomeraceae. The record is from the annotation of a GenBank genome assembly.
AUGGCAAAAAGUGUUUAUAUAUUUUCAAUGAUUUACAUUCUUAGACUUGUUAAGUGGACUCAGACAAGUAGAAAUAGAAGAAAAAGAUCAGAAGAAAUCUACCUUUAUUACAAGAUUUGA